This is a messenger RNA of Umbelopsis ramanniana AG, 1774 nucleotides long. RefSeq lists its product as uncharacterized. Bases 77 to 1747 code for a protein of 556 amino acids. NCBI's taxonomy places the organism in Eukaryota, Fungi, Mucoromycota, Umbelopsidomycetes, Umbelopsidales, Umbelopsidaceae. The record is from RefSeq and is a predicted model, not a curated record. Gene Ontology annotation, cellular component: mitochondrial inner membrane. Gene Ontology annotation, biological process: mitochondrion organization; lipid homeostasis. The transcript is spliced from 5 exons.
UUUCAGGUCCGGCCGGUUUUUGACCUUCAAGUUACAUUCCUUCACAUCGCCGAGAAUCUUUCGCAACAGCAGCACAAUGACCUUUCCUCCAUCGCAAAAACGUCCCCUUGCUCGCCGAUUGCUCAAACCUCUCAGUAUAACGGCAUCAACAGCUCUUAUAGGAACUGUAUUGUAUUACAAUCAUGAACCUUCUAGACACUUUAUGUGCGCUAUUGAGCGGUGUGGACGUGCCGGGCUGGUCGGUGUCAGAGUUGCCAUAAACUACAAGCUAAUGCUAUCGAAAACAUACAAAGAUUCUGAAGAAGAGGCAAGAGCUAAAUCCAAUUGUCAUACAACAAGCGCCAACCUGGUCCUCAAAGCGUUGCAGAAGAGUGGUGGAAUUUAUAUCAAAUUGGGUCAGCAUGUGUCUGCCAUGGUCUAUAUUCUUCCACCUGAAUGGACUUCGACUAUGGCCGUUUUGCAAGACAAGUGCCCACCUACACCCUAUCAAGAGAUUGAAGAGCUGUUCCAAAAUGAUAUGGGAACAUCUUUAGACGAUCUGUUCUCGGAGUUCGACCCUGUGCCGAUCGGUGUUGCGUCGCUAGCCCAGGUCCAUAGAGCUAGACUUCGUUCAACGGGUGAGGAAGUGGCAGUCAAAAUGCAGCACCCAUUCCUGGAUGAAUUCUGCAAAAUCGAUAUGGAUACCGUCAGCUUCAUUUUGUCUACCAUCAAGCGCGUAUUCCCUGAAUUUGGUUUUGAAUGGCUGAGCGAAGAAAUGAAUGAGAGUUUACCCCAAGAGCUCAAUUUCGUCUUUGAGGCAAGCAAUGCAAACAAAGUGCGAGAGAACUUUAAAGAGCUCAUUGAGACGAAGAAAACCGCAUUGAUCAUUCCAAAAAUUGUUUGGGCGCACCGACGAAUCCUAUGCAUGGAGUUCAUCCGCGGACAACGCAUUGACAAUUUAGCGUAUAUGGAGGAGCAUAGCAUCGACUCGAAUAGAGUUUCAAUAGAGCUGACUAGGAUCUUUUCAGAAAUGAUAUACAAUCACGGCUUUGUUCAUUGUGACCCUCAUCCCGGCAACGUCCUUAUACGACCAGCUAAGAAAUCCCGUUUUGGCACGGGACUCAACUUCGAAAUCGUUCUAUUAGACCAUGGAUUAUAUCGUACUUUGGACGACCAAUUGAGAACGGAUUAUGCACAUCUUUGGACUUCCUUGAUUCGUGGUAAUGAGGAGGAUAUUAAAAAGUACUCACUUAGAGUAGGCGGUACCAGUGCGCACAAGCUUUUUGCUUCGGUUAUGACUGGACGCUCAUGGGACACCGUCAAUACCCAGGAUUUAUCGACAGAACGGUCACAAACUGAGCUCGAGAAGAUGACAGAGGGAGCGUUCGAACUACUGAUCGACAUUGCCGGUCUUUUGGCUAAUAUGCCACGCAUUGUCCUACUUCUUCUCAAAACCAAUGACUUGCUUCGAAGCGUCGAUGAAGUGCUUCGAACUGACCAGGAUUAUAGCAUGACUUACGUCGUUAUGGGUCGCUAUUGCGCCAAAGCUGUGUGGGACGAUAUUCGCUCGACCCUGUUGGACAAAAUUCGUCACUACGGCUUAAGCAUUAAGCUUGCAAAGGAGCUUAUCAGCGCGUGGUACGAGUUUGAGUCUCUUGAAAUUAUGCUUUGGCUCUAUCAGACGAAGAGCCUUUGGAUGGAUCGCAUUAAGCAUUUCAAGUCCCCUACCAUCCUCCCUAGCGAUCAAACAUACCAACAACACCUCUAGAAGUAAUCACAAUCUUGCAAAACAUUA